Messenger RNA from Cydia splendana, 2367 nucleotides. RefSeq lists its product as uncharacterized. The coding region runs from base 1 to 2367 and encodes 788 amino acids. The transcript has 5 exons. The record is from RefSeq and is a predicted model, not a curated record. NCBI's taxonomy places the organism in Eukaryota, Metazoa, Arthropoda, Insecta, Lepidoptera, Tortricidae.
AUGUCGAACGAUAACGACAACAAUAGUGAUGAGACGGUACCUCCGGCAGUGCUAGCAGAGAAUCCACCAUCAACCAGUACAUUUCCAACGACCGGCGUUUUCCGAGUCGGCAUACGUGUUCCUCCGUUUUGGCCCGAAGAGCCGGCGGUAUGGUUCGCACAACUCGAAAGUCAGUUUACUAUAUCCGGAAUCACCAGCGAUACAACUAAAUUCUAUCAUGUAAUUGGAAAUCUCAACCCCCAGUUUGCGAUUGAAGUUAAGGAUAUAAUCUUAUCGCCACCCGAAUCAAAUAAGUAUGAUAAACUGAAGACUGAAUUAAUUAGACGAUUGUCAGUCUCUCAGGAGCAAAAAAUUAGACAACUGAUGCUACAUGAAGAACUCGGCGAUCGCAAGCCCACACAAUUCCUGAGGCAUUUACGAAGUUUAGCUGGACCAUCAGUUCCUGAUGACUUCUUACGUCAAGUUUGGUCUGGCCGUUUACCCAAUAAUGUACAAACUAUUGUGGCGUCGCAACCAAGACUUCCACUCGAUGAUAUAGCAGAGUUAGCCGACCGAAUCCAAGAACUGGCACCAAGUUCGAGGCACGUAGCCAGCACAUCAGCGGAACCGACGGGUGCCGUAUCAGAAUUAGGUCGACGCGUUGACCAGCUAGCACAGCAAGUGGAAGCUUUACUCAGCGAGGACAAUACGCAACGCCGAGAUCGUGCAACAAAGACCCAAUAUCUAAUCGACACGGGUUCAGACCUGUGCGUAUUUCCGCGUUUACUUGUCAACGAACGUCGAAAGAAGACUGAUUAUGAAUUAUACGCCGCCAACAGUACAGUAAUCGCAACGUAUGGUUAUAUUACUUUACACCUCGAUUUCGGCCUGCGACGAAUUUUUGAAUGGCGAUUUACAGUAGCCGAUGUCUCGAAGCCUAUUAUUGGCGUUGAUUUUUUGAUCUUUUACAAUUUGCUCGUCGACUGCCGCAAUCAAAAGCUUAUUGACAAAACUACUUCUCUCUUUACUGACGCACAGCAAGUCAGCGCGGCUGAAACUAUAUCGUCGAUUCGCACGACCUUGACUAACGACUCCACGUAUACGCUACUUCUACGUGACUUCCCGGAUAUCACUCGCCCCGCCGGUAAACUAGGUGCCCCUAAGCACGAUACAGUGCAUCAUAUAAGGACAACACCUGGGCCCCCGGUCUCCAGCCGCCCUCGACGUCUGGAUCCUGAGCGCUUAAAGAUUGCUAAAAAAGAAUUCGAUGACAUGCUGCAGAACGGCACAGCUCGCAGAUCAGAGAGUCCAUGGUCGUCACCUUUACACCUGGUGCGCAAGAAAAACAAUGGGUGGAGACCUUGUGGAGACUAUAGGGCGCUUAAUGCUCGAACUAUACCCGACCAGUACCCUGUUCGUCACAUACAAGAUUUCGCUUAUAUGCUAGCAGGCAAAAACAUAUUUUCCACCAUAGACCUAAUCAAGGCCUACAAUCAAAUACGCGUAUAUGGACCGGAUAUUCCCAAAACAUCGAUAACGACACCUUUCGGAAUGUUCGAAUUUCCCUUUAUGACUUUUGGAUUACGUAACGUAGCCCAAACAUUCCAAAGGUUCAUGGAUGAACUCCUUCGCGGAUUCGACUUUGCCUACGGUUACCUAGACGACAUUUUGAUCUCCUCAUCCUCAGAAAUCGAGCACAAAGAACAUCUGAGUCAGCUCUUCAGACGACUUCAAGACUACGGUGUUUUGAUCAACACUUCGAAGUGUGUCUUUGGUCAAUCUGAAGUAACCUUUCUAGGAUAUCGCGUCUCAGCACAGGGCAUAAGUCCAUUGGAGUCGAAGGUGCAAGCUAUUAACGACUUCCCAGCGCCGCAAACCGUUAAGGAAUUACGAAGGUAUUUGGAUAUCCGAUUUGUGUCUGGGAAGGAUAACAUAGUGGCUGACGCUCUCUCGAGAAUCGAGGAGGUUACAAAAUUCUUAGAUUAUCAAGCCCUCGCGGAAGCCCAGACUAGCGACACUGAACUGUCGGAGCUUCUACAAGGUGGAUCUUCACUCCAGCUACAAAAGAUUACAGCCCCAGUCUCAGGUCAGUUCUUCUCUUCAUCUUCUCCAGAGCCAGUAGUAGACAUCUCCGAUUUUGCCAGUCGCCUUCGAAAGCACAUGAGCCAACUUUCUCCGCAGCCAACAUCAUGGCACACGAGCUCCAACCGUCCCUUUUACAUUCCGAAAGACUUGAAGGAUUCUGCAUAUGUAUUUCUACGUCAAGGUCCGGAACGACGAUCUCUGGAAGCACCAUACCAAGGACCGUUCAAGGCGACGAAACAGCUUCAGAUAGCUCUGAUUCAAAUCAUGGUGCAGAUGAUCAAACGUCAUCAGACCAGGACCUAG